Hippoglossus stenolepis (Pacific halibut) is the source of this 5364-nucleotide messenger RNA. RefSeq names its product calsyntenin 2a (gene clstn2a). Lineage: Eukaryota; Metazoa; Chordata; Actinopteri; Pleuronectiformes; Pleuronectidae. Gene Ontology annotation, molecular function: X11-like protein binding; kinesin binding; amyloid-beta binding. The transcript is spliced from 19 exons. Gene Ontology annotation, biological process: positive regulation of synapse assembly; homophilic cell-cell adhesion; positive regulation of synaptic transmission. The record is from RefSeq and is a predicted model, not a curated record. Gene Ontology annotation, cellular component: postsynaptic membrane; cell surface. Bases 166 to 3009 code for a protein of 947 amino acids.
CAGUGAGUGUCUCUCGACCCACGCCGUCUCUCCUCCCUCCUCGCUCUAGCAGCAGCAGAGGAGGCUCUUCUCGCUCAGGAGGAGCAGAUCCAGGAUCAGAGGAGAGGAGGAGGAGGACGGAGCAGACAUCACCCACACACACACAGCAGCAGCGGCUCCACCACCAUGCACACACCCGGGCUCUCCUCCGUUUGGCUCUUCUUCUUUAUCUGGGGCUCCUCCCGGACUCUCGGCGGAAAAGUGAACAAGCACAAGCCGUGGAUUGAGACAUCUUACCAUGGCGUGAUCACGGAGAACAUGGACACUGUACUGCUGGACCCCCCUCUGGUCGCUCUGGACAAGGAUGCCCCAGUCCCCUAUGCUGGGGAGAUUUGUGCCUUUAAGAUCUACGGUCAGGAUGCUCCAUUUGAGGCGGUGGUGUUGAAUCGCACAUCAGGAGAGGGGGUCCUGAGGGCCAAUAGCCCUGUGGACUGUGAGAGCCAGAAAGAGUACACCUUCAUAAUCCAGGCAUACGAUUGUGGGGCCGGACCCAGCGGGGCCGACUGGAAGAAAUCACACAAGGCGGUGGUUCACAUCCAGGUAGAUGACGUCAACGAGUUCUGUCCUGUGUUUCGGGAGCCACUGUACAAGGCGUCAGUAACCGAAGGCAAGAUAUACGACAGCAUUCUGCAGGUGGAAGCAUGGGACCAGGACUGUUCACCACAAUACAGCCAAAUCUGCAACUAUGAAAUUGUCACUGCAGGGACGCCAUUUGCCAUAGACCGCAAUGGUAACAUCAGAAACACAGAGCGUCUGAGCUAUGACAAGCAGCAGAGCUACAAGAUCAUGGUGACGGCCUUCGACUGUGGUCAGAAGAGAGCAAAGGAGGACGUGGCUGUGCAUAUUGAUGUCAAGCCUGUCUGCAAACCUGGAUGGCAAGGUUGGAACAAGCGGGUGGACUAUGAACCGGGGACUGGAAGCAAGCAGCUGUUCCCCAAGAUGCGCUUGGAAACCUGCGGUGGUCCCCUGUCCGGCGUGAGGGCGAUGGUGGAGCUGCAGACCAGUCACAUCGGGAAGGGCUGUGACCGCGAAACGUACUCUGAAAAGUCUCUGCAAAAACUCUGCGGUGCAGCAUCUGGCAGCACCGACCUCCUUCCUGCCCCCAACCCUUCCACAAACUGGACAGCCUCUCUGCUGACUGACAGUGGGCGAGACAGUGACCUCAUCUACAGGUUUGACGGACGCCAGGCUGCCAAUGUUCCAGAUCACGUGGUGCCCCAAAACCUAACAGACCAGUUCACCAUAGCAACGUGGAUGAAACACGGGCCCAGUCCAGGGCUCAGAGCGGAGAAGGAAACCUUACUGUGUAACUCUGACAAGACAGAGAUGAACCGCCACCAUUACUCUCUGUAUGUACACAACUGCCGCCUGGUGUUCCUGCUCAGGAGAGACUUCACUCAGCUUGACACUUUCAGACCUGCCGAGUUCCACUGGAAACUGGAACAGAUUUGUGACAAGGAAUGGCAUUAUUAUGUUAUCAACGUGGAGUUUCCUGCGGUGACACUAUUUGUGGAUGGUGUGACCUACGAACCCUACUUGGUGACGGAUGACUGGCCGAUCCACGCCUCAAAGAUUGAUACACAGCUGACUGUGGGUGCCUGCUGGCAAGGUGGAGAGGUAGCCACCCCCAGGUUGACUCAGUAUUUCCAUGGCAGCCUGUCAGGUCUGACGAUCCGACCAGGCCGGAUUGAAACCCAGAAGGUUAUCUCGUGUUUGCAGGCCUGUAAAGAAGGACUUGAUAUCAACUCCCUUGAGAGCCUGGCUAAGGACAUAAAGUUCCAUUUCAACCCUGCCCAGUCUGUGCUGGUUGUGGAAGGAGAGGAUGUGGACAGCAUCAACACAGCCAUGACCAAGGUCUCCUACAUCAACUCUCGCCAGUUCCCCACCGCAGGCCUCCGGCGGCUGCACAUCACCACCACAGUGCAGUGUUUCGGGGAGGACACGUGUCUCUCCGUCCCGGACGUCAAGGCAGUGGUUAUGGUGCUGCCGCCCAGUGAACCGAGAAUCACAAUUACAGGAUCUAAUCGACUCGUCAGGCCUGCCGCUGACCUGCAGGGCCCGCUGGGUGUGGCACCCUUCAAGGAGCUUCACAUCACCAGCACCGUAAUGAAGGGAGGCAGCUUCGGUGGAUUCCAUAGGCCGGGUGUGAUGGAGGUGAUGCACAACCUGGACUACUGUGACAUCCUGGUCAUUGGAGAGGAGCUGAGCCCCGAGAGAGAGAGUCUGGAGAUUCAUCACAACGCUUUGUUGGGAAAACAUCUGGACGCCACCAACUCCACCUCUGGAAUUUCAAUAUAUGGUGUGGACUCCAUGGCUCACUAUGAGCAGGCGCUGAGGCAGGUGCGCUACAGGAACUGGCGACCUGCCACUCUGACUGAGCGAAGGUUCAGACUCACCUGCUCCGAACUCAACGGGCGUUACACCAGCAACGAGUUCAACUUGGAGGUCGGUGUUCUCCACCACUCAGCGCCUGUGGAACAUGUCAAUCAUAUGGCAGCCCAGCCUCAGUACAUGAGACCUGUCCAUCACCCACUCAUGAUACACACUCCAAACUCACACAUGUCAGGAGCCGCGCCACCAGCAGCCACAGCAGUGAUCGUGGUUUGCAUCGCCGCCCUGGUUGUGAUUGUGGUGAUUGGUGUGUACAGGAUCCACGCCACGCAUCAGGAGGGGUCCAGAGAGGACGAGGACGAGGUCAAAGACCCUGAGGUGGACUGGGACAAGUCUGCCCUCAACAUCACCGUCAAUCCCAUGGAGAACAUGAGAGGAGCUCAAGCUGUGGACGAGGAGGUAAAAGAAGAGAAGCAGGUGGAGGAAGAGGAGGAGGAGGACGAAGAACAAGGGUUGACGAGUGCUGAGUCAGACAACAGUGACGAAGAUGAAGAGGAGGAAGAGGAAGAGAGAGAGGAGAUGAAGAAGAGGAAGCAGAGGGGAAGACUUGAGUGGGACAGUUCCUCCAUAACAUACUGAUCACACACACACACACACACACACACACACACACACACACACACACACACACACAAAUAUAUACCUACAUAUACACAACAGUCUCUGCAAGUGUGUCGCUCCGAAGUUGUUAUUUUUAAUGAAACAUCACCCUCUGCUGGACAAAGUCAGAAGAACAGAAUCAGCUGCUGCCUCUCAGCGUCUGUAUGCACAUGAAUUAAGAUUCACAUCACAGUCAGUGAGGCAGAACAAAAUACAUCAGACAAGCACAGCCCUUUCAUUAAGUGUGCAGAAUUAGUCAGAGUUUCACUGAUAACACUGAACCUCAAACUCGCAAACGAUCAAGAGUGAAAUCUGAAAAAUGGCGACACGAGGAUGAUUUGAGCUUUUACGUCCACAUUUAAUAUUUACAGUUACGUGUGUCCUCAGAUUCGUUUUGUAUUGGUUCCUCUCUAAAGAGAUUGUCAGCAAGACGGCGAGUUAUUAACAGAUUUAACAGCGAGAUGUAUCCCCGUACAUAUCCAUUGAUAAAUGUAUCCAUUAAACCUUUUUAAUAGAAUUCCUUCAGCCUAUUUAGUAGAAAUAAAAUAGCUGUAUUGUCACUAAGUGUAUAACCUCUGUUCUCAUCGUUAACUCGACAUCUGUAACACUUUUCUGUCUCUAACAUGUGUGUGAUCAGUGCUUUCACCAAACACAUCACAGUGCUGUGGUUCUGUGGCCUGGAGACAAGAGAGAAAUCUGCAUCUUUUACAUUAAUAUUCCACAUUAAUCCUGAUUUACACACAAGUCAAAGAUCAAUUAUUGUCUGUUUAAAAUAUAUUUUGCAUUUGUGUCCUGUACCACUCCGGUGGCCUCAUGUAGGGGGAGAUCGGUUCUCUUUCUCUUUCAGCAGAUGAAAUGUUGUGACUAUUUACUAUUGAAAUCCACUUCAUGAAAACCACUAACCCUUGUUUUUAAUUCCAUUCAAACAAAGCCUUCUAUGCAGUUAAAGAUCCAGUAAAACCAAUUCACAGACACUGAAAGUCCAACCAUUUAGACUUUUAGAGAAUCAGUGCCUGACUGGACCUUUGUUGCCCAGUAUGGGUCAAUCUCAAAAAUAUGCCUGAUCUUACACUACCCAUAAUGCAUCUCAGUUGGACAUCCCUGCAGCUUAAAACGUCAGUAUAGUGCAGACCUGUAGCAGAGCUGAGACGAUGUGGCUUCUUGAUGUGACAUGGCAAAGUUCCUCUUCUUAUCAUGGAUGGAUUUUCAAACCACUACCCACGUACCCAAAUACUACACAGGCCCUUCAACCACGCAGCAUAUGUCACUUUAAAAUUAUAUUUAUUUAUUUUUACAUGUUAAGACAACAGUAAGUGUCAGAUACAGUUUUAACACAAUGAAAAUGUAUAAUAAAAUGAUUUCAUUUCAUUUACCAAACAUUCAAACUAUUUCAUAAUCAUGCAACAUUUCAUCCAAUAUUUAAAGACGUAGAAAUACUUGAAACUUUAAGAAUAUAUUGCCUAAUAAUAAAUCUUACAGCCAAGGGACUCCAUUGGCUCCAGGACUCUGAGCAUGUGCCCAGAUGUGGUAAACCAUCAUUGCAUCAAGUGUCCAUCAGAGUCAGGACAGUUUCAUGGACAAACUGAUGACAUCUACAAUUCUGCAUAUUUCCAACCAAUUACUACAGUCUACAUCGUGAACCCCGCAAAUUCAGAGCUUUAUUUUCCUCUUUUUGCCGCUGAUAUGCAGAUAUCAGAUUGUUACCAUGGAAACAUCUGAGGGGGGGGUUAAUGCUUUAAUAGUCCGUCUUUAUUUUUGUGAAACGUCUAAUUUAGAAUAAACGCGGAUCAAAAUUUAGACGGAUGUGUCUGACAGAGUGUGAAUCAGAGGAACUUUGCUAAAUGUUGCUGGAGAAGAGAAGCAGAGUGAUUGUUUGUUUUACUGGCGUCCUCGGUCCUGCACAACUUCCCCAGAACCAUGAGCAGAAAUUUCACUGAUACUGAUUCCAUCUUGUACCAUUCAUCAUAACAGAUUUAAUGAAAGUUCAUUCCUCUCCAUGCCGGUAUCGUCCCUCUGAGCUCUCUCUCUCUCUCUAACUGGUUUGUGUCCUCCCUCCCUCUGUCGGCCUUUGAGAACCUGUGGUUGUGAUGUCAUCAUUGUGAAACAACUGCCUUGCUCCCUUUGUCAUAUUGUGCUUCUGAAAGAUUAAAGAGAAAAAAAAAAUAAAGAUUCUUUUACAUAUAAAAACAAACCCUGUAAAAAUGUUCAAGACAGUUAUUUUAUAUAUCCGUUUCUUUUUCUUUUUGUAAACAAAACGGUUGGGAUCUCUCUCUCUUUAGUGGUCGUCCCACUGCUUUCUGUAUAUUGACCAAUAAAGACUUGUUUUAGACUCUA